UAAGCUCAUUCAAAAGCCUUAUGAGAUGGGUGAUGAAUGUGGCUUAAAGCUGGUACAAACCUUGCUAAGGCCUAUAAUGUUAAGAAGAACUAAACUGAGCACAGAUAGAGAUGGCAGGCCAAUCAUUGUUCUUCCACCGGCAGAUGUUGGAGUAAUUUAUUGUGAGUUGACAGCAGCAGAAAAGGACUUCUAUGAGGCUUUGUUCAAAAGAUCCAAGGUGAAAUUUGAUCAAUUUGUUGAGCAAGGACGAGUCCUUCACAAUUAUGCUUCAAUUUUAGAGUUGCUAUUACGUCUUCGCCAGUGUUGUGAUCAUCCGUUCCUUGUGAUGAGGUUUGUUUUUCUUUGCUAGUGUUAAUUUGUUUUCUUCUGAAAGCAGUAUCAACAUGAACCAUAACAAUGAUCCAAUAAGGCAUUCAAAUUUGUUUAAAAACCAAGGUUUUGAUAACCGGACCAGACAACGAACCGGAAGAAGGAGAGGUUCAAGGUUCGACCGGUCGAACUGGGGUCGAACCGGAUGACGUAAUAAAUAAUAAUAUAUUAAUAUUAUAAAAUUUAUAAAAUGAAUUAGAUAUUUUCCUCUAAUAACUUCAAUCUAGCUACA
Dendrobium catenatum is the source of this 601-nucleotide messenger RNA. Its product is annotated as DNA repair protein RAD5A-like. NCBI's taxonomy places the organism in Eukaryota, Viridiplantae, Streptophyta, Magnoliopsida, Asparagales, Orchidaceae. Bases 26 to 349 code for a protein of 107 amino acids. The transcript is spliced from 3 exons. The record is from RefSeq and is a predicted model, not a curated record. Gene Ontology annotation, molecular function: ATP-dependent chromatin remodeler activity; ATP binding.